Messenger RNA from Anopheles coustani, 1978 nucleotides. It is a transcript of the gene Got2, whose product is annotated as aspartate aminotransferase, mitochondrial. Bases 108 to 1400 code for a protein of 430 amino acids. Gene Ontology annotation, biological process: L-aspartate catabolic process; biosynthetic process. Gene Ontology annotation, molecular function: pyridoxal phosphate binding; L-aspartate:2-oxoglutarate transaminase activity. The record is from RefSeq and is a predicted model, not a curated record. Gene Ontology annotation, cellular component: mitochondrion. The transcript has 4 exons. NCBI's taxonomy places the organism in Eukaryota, Metazoa, Arthropoda, Insecta, Diptera, Culicidae.
UUGUUGAUCUGAAAAGUUGCAUUUUCGUGGUGCGUUAUCAGUUGCAUUACUUGACAAAUCUUAUCAGCGUCGUUUCGCCAGGUGAAAGCAGUGCAGGUUCUGGAAAAAUGGCAUGCUCGAAGGCACUCCAACGCAGCUCAGCUGUUCUGAUGCGGAAUGUUCUCCCCGUCCAAAGUCAGCUGGCGGUGCGCGCUAGCUCCUGGUGGAGUGCCGUACAGAUGGGACCCCCGGACGUCAUUCUGGGCGUUACGGAGGCCUUCAAGCGCGACACCAAUCCGAAAAAGAUCAACCUCGGCGUAGGCGCCUACCGGGACGAUAAUGGCAAACCGUUCGUCCUGCCGAGCGUGAAAAAGGCCGAACAACGGCUAGCGAACAAGCAACUCGAUCACGAAUACUCGCCGAUCGGCGGAACGGCCGAGUUCAGCAAGCAAAGCAUUCUGUUGGCCCUCGGUGAGGAUAGUCAGCACGUCGCCGAUGGCCUGAAUGCCACCGUACAGGGUAUCAGUGGAACCGGUUCGCUGCGCAUCGGUGGCGCGUUCCUGGCCAGCUUUUUCCCCGGCCCGAAAGAUAUCUACCUGCCGACGCCGUCCUGGGGUAACCAUGGGCCCAUCUUCCGGCACGCGGGACUGAACGUAAAGUCGUACCGCUACUACGAUCCGUCGACGUGUGGAUUCGACUUCAAGGGUGCCCUCGAGGAUCUGUCGAAAAUCCCAGAAAAGUCGAUAGUAUUACUGCACGCCUGCGCACACAAUCCGACCGGUGUCGAUCCGAAGCCGGAACAGUGGGCCGAAAUGUCGGCCGUCAUCAAGAAGCGCAAUCUGUUCCCGUUCUUCGACAUGGCGUACCAGGGCUUCGCGAGCGGAGACGUCGCCAAGGAUGCGUUCGCCGUGCGUUCCUUCCUCCGCGAUGGCCACCAGAUUGCGCUGGCCCAAAGCUUCGCCAAGAACAUGGGCCUGUACGGUGAACGUGCCGGUGCGUUCUCGCUCGUCACCGGCAGCAAGGAUGAGGCCGACCGGACGAUGUCGCAGAUCAAGAUCAUCAUCCGACCGAUGUACUCCAACCCACCGAUCAACGGUGCCCGGCUGGUGGCCGAAAUUCUGAGUGACAAGCAGCUGCGUCAGGAGUGGCUCGCCGACGUGAAGCUGAUGGCUGACCGGAUCAUUUCCGUCCGCUCGAAGCUGCAGCAGAACCUGAAAGAUUUGGGCUCGUCACGCAACUGGGCCCACAUUACCGAUCAGAUUGGCAUGUUCUGUUUCACCGGCAUGAACCAGCAGCAGUGCGAGCGGCUGACGAAGGAGUUCAGCGUGUAUCUGACGAAGGAUGGGCGCAUUUCGAUGGCCGGCGUAACGUCAAAGAACGUCGGAUACCUUGCGGAGGCCAUUCAUGCCGUUACGAAGUAAACACACACGUUCCUUCAACGCAUUGGGACCCGGCCUGAAAGGCGCGCGUAUGACUUUUGUUAGCCCAAAUUGAAUGCAUUUAGAAUGCAUUUGACUCUACUGAACGAUAUACUGUGCUUUAAAGCGAUCACAACCCAAAAGUUCACACCAUGAGACACAUUUAGGAGAUGCAUUUUUUUUUAUUGCCUUACACAAAACCAUCCCAUUUUUGCCUUUACAACUUUGGACCGCAUACGUAUACCGGACCAUCGGAUCAUAUCAAACGGAAGCACUCGGAAGAUGCACCGUCGAGCUUAGCUGUAGUCAAUCUCUAAUUGAUAAAAAGUGACACAAUUUUCAUGCAAACAGCCGUUUUAAAGCAGGCGCUAUUUUUUUAUUUUUGUUAGGAAACUUAAUCAAACAAACACGUGUGCAAUUGGAUUGCUCGUGUCCCAUUGAGGCCCUUACAUAAUGAUAACUUGUUUAGAUAGUUGGUGAAGGAUCGUUUGAUAUCUGCUGGCAUUGAUUGUGAAAGUGUUUUGCGAGAGAUUAAUAUAGCAUUAUUUAAAGUGUAAUAGAUGGUAGUUUAAAUUCCUGCA